This is a messenger RNA of Podarcis lilfordi (Lilford's wall lizard), 1869 nucleotides long. NCBI's taxonomy places the organism in Eukaryota, Metazoa, Chordata, Lepidosauria, Squamata, Lacertidae. The record is from the annotation of a GenBank genome assembly.
AUGGGUACCCAGGCUUCCAAGCACGAGCGGGCUCACUCUGGGAGGAAGGCUUCUAGAAAGCCAUCCCCGUCCCAGAGGGACCCUGACUCUCCUCUCGAAUUUGUAAUCAUCCAUUGGAAGUCGAUUCCUGGCCACAAACUUCUGUCAAAACGAAAACUAGAGAACCUCUGCACAGAAAUCUGGCCCGCCAACACCACUUCCGCCCGACCAGAAUUGCGUUGGCCAAAGGGAGGUUCGUUUAACGAAGACCGACUGAAACACCUAAAGAGACACUUAAUGGAAGAAAAACCCCGCCAGUUAGAAUACUUGGCAGCCUUCGAGACAGUUAAAGGACUACUCCAAGUCUCGAAGGGAACACCAUCGUAUCAGCUGCCCAUAUUAAAUCCCGGAAGGCAGCCUAUGCCCCCCCCUUACGAAGGACACUUCGCGGAUGAUACAGUGGAACAAGCCCUGGUUCCCUUUUACUAUAGGGAACCGACACCACCCAUCCCUAGCGACAGCUCGGAUAGUGACGAGGAAACGGGGGAUGGAGGGGCACGAGGAAGUAAGAACCAGAGGCUCACGAGGUUACAAGCCAAAAAGAAGAACCCCAUCAUAGGAACCCGUAGCCUUACAGAGAGCCCUAUAGAAGGAACCGAAGAAACCCCGGGAACUUCUGGACAGGAAAGCUCCACAGUGGUCCAGAUGCCCCUAAGGGCCCUACCGAUUCCACCCAUCCAACCCAACGGGGCUCCCCGGAUGGUUUAUACGCACCAGCCCUUUUAUACUGCCGACCUAGUAACCUGGUCGAAUCAAAUGCCCUCUCUAAGGGAUGACCCAGAUAAAUGCCAUCGCCAGAUCAGCGCCAUCUUUUCCACUCACAACCCCACUUGGCCAGAUGUCCACGUCCUUUUAAACGCCCUAUUCAAUGAAGCUGAAAAAGCGGACAUUCUGACCAAAGCCGGAGAGGCCAUAGAGUCACCAGACUACCAGAGGGGACGUCCCGAGGCAUUAGCGGCUCUCUCAGCCCAGUGCCUGCGUAUAGAACCUACAUGGGACUACAAUACCACCGACGGGAUUUGGUGCUUGAAUCUAUUUAAGAAAGCUAUCUUAAACGGUGUAAAAGCCGCUGGACAGCGUACUGUCAAUUGGACGAAGGUCCAGACUGUACUACAGGGACCAAAUGAACAUCCAUCGGAUUAUUACACUAGAUUGGUCUCCGCCAUCAAGACCUGGGGAGGGAUAGACCCGGAGAACCCCCAACAUGAAGUGAUCGUUAAGGGUUUCUUCAAAGACCAGGCCAGCCCAGAUAUAAGAAAAGCCCUAAAUCUCCAAAUAGGAUAUGAUGGGAAGAGCGUUAGCGAAAUCUUAUCCAUCGCCAAAUCAGUUUAUAAUUCUCGAGAUGAAAGGAAACGAAAGGAGGCUAAACCUGAGAUCGAACAAAUCUUAGCGCUGAGCAUGGAGCCUAGCCCCAGCCGGGGCAGAGGUUUCAACCGAGGGAGGGGGGGCCGGGGAGGAGGACCCCCCGCUCCCCACAGACCAUGGGGACCCAACACCGGAGGAUGCUAUUACUGCCAAGAAGAGGGACACAUAAAAAGGUUUUGCCCCUACCUAAACACCACAACCUAUGGAGUACAAGGCUCUAAACCCUUUCCUGCUCAGACCAAUUAUCCUCCUUUCCCGACGCGCCCACAUCCCAGCAUAACCCAGGGAUAUGGCAACCAACAACCUACCAUGCAAGCACCUCCAAACCAACGACCUCAACCGGGCACACAGAUUCAAAUGCCCACCAUGACUCCAACCACUCAUUCUUGGGCAAAUGCCACCGCUCCUCCCUUACACCCCCGAACCAGCCACCUCCUGAAGAUCAAGACACAUACUGACAACUAA